UAGUAGUACGUACAUUGUUUGCGCCAGCUCUAUAUGGGUCCUUCUUCAGCCUGUCAAAUGUGGUUAAAAACAGAGGAAAGCAGGGUAGUGAACUAGGGGCUGCCUGUUUGCAAAACUGACAUGGUAAGAAAAUAAAAAAAUACGGAAUUAUUAUAAGUGCUUUAGCUUUUAACGCGCGGGUUUAUUUAUCAUAACCCGACAAAUUAACGAUUGUUAUACAACUACUAGACGUUUUUUACAAAUGCCGGUUCUUAAAGAAGAAUAUACGAAUGCAUGUUGUUGUUAACAUCAAAUACCACUCAGAAUAAUUUGUACGAAUGUUUAAACUUUCAACAGACGUGGCUGACUUCCCAAAAGAGAUAUGCGGUACGCAGAGUGGCAUCCUGUAUUCACGUACUAUAUCAAAACCUACCUGCAGACAAUCUACAGCGCUAGAUUCAUUGCAAUUGAAACUAUACUGCACACUGUCAUUAGUGCUGCCCCUCCGUACUAACCACAGGAUCAUCCCCAGUUAGUCUGUUGCAAUGUUUUUCUAGUUUAGGAUCAUAUGGACAUUUCAAUUCUGCACCUUUUACACGUGAAUCAUCUUCUAUUGAAAACAAGUGAUGCGUGAAGGGCAACCGUUUUUGUACAUAGAACCCUUUUAAUGAUGGAUAACUUCCUGGGCAUGUAUGAAGAACCAGCCGAUUCAACGAAACAGCAGGAAAGGCAUUACUAUCUCCUGUCGGAGCUCCAGAACCUUGUUAAAGACUUGCCCAGUUCAUUCCAGCAACGCCUGUCGUACACCAUGCUAAGUGAUCUGGCAUUGGCACUGAUUGAUGGGACAGUAUUUGAGAUUGCCCAUGGUCUGCUGGAUAUCCAACACCUGACAGAGAAAAACCUGUACAACCAGAGGCAGAAACUGCAUGGCGAGCACAGAGGACUCAAGCAAGAACUGGUUCGAAAACACAAGGAAGCCCUGCAGUCAUGCAAGACACACAACCUGUCUGUUCUUAGAGCAGCCCAGCAGAGGGAGCUAGAGGCUCUGGAACUGCGUGUUAAAGAUGAACAAAGGAUGAUGGAUGAAAAGAUCGUCCUAGAGCUGGAUCAGAAAGUGGUUGACCAGCAGAAUACCCUAGAGAAGGCUGGGGUUCCUGGAUUCUACAUAACAACUAACCCCCAGGAGCUGACCUUACAGAUGAACUUGUUUGAAUUGAUUCUAAAACUGCAACAGAAGGAAUCUCAAUCCGGAGGUCUUUUGAAGCACUGAACCUUCGGACUCUCCAGAUCUUUGAAAUCCCACACGGUUAUUGAAAAACGUGUUUCUGGAUCUGAAAGUGACUCCUCAGGCUUGUAAUGUUUGAAAGAGGCAGACCCAUCAAGAUUGGUCUAGUCCAUGGAUCCAAGGAUUUCACUGGACUCUGGUUUCACAUGUUCUAGGAAGUUGUUGUAUAUAACUAUAUACAAUUUAAAUACUUGAACAUUUAGUCAUCUGCCUAAAAGGAACUUUCAACGGAUGAGACUAAUGGUACUAUUCUAUUUGCACUAUGAAAUGGGGAAGUGAAAAUAGGUCUUGUUUAAAAUCAAAUUGAGGCUGCCACUGGUUACAUUUAUUUUACAGGUUGAUCUUAAACAAAGGUCUUACUGACAGUCCUCAAAUCAUUUUUCAAAUCCAUUCCAGAUCCAAAAAACUGCAUUACUUUGAAAGAAAACUGUCCCAGUUUAAUUUGAGUUUAGUACUUACUCAGACUUUUGUGCUGAAGAAAAUGUAGUUGUAUUUAAUUUUGUGUUUUAACCCUGUGGACUGACUCUUCCUUUCAUAUUUGUUAGAUCUCAGUGAGUACAGUGUCAGUGGGUGCAAAUCAGGGCCAUGAAGAAAUCCAAAACCUUACCAAGGACGCUGCCUCGUGUAUAUCAAUGCCUUGAAUGCAUUUGUGUGACUUAGCCAUUGAUUGUGAUAUAUAGAAUUGUUGCGAAUUUAAUUUGUAAUAUGAUGUGCAGUGUCUGAUCACACAAUUUUGCAAACAGAUCUACUCAAUGUUUAUAAAUAAAAUUGUUUAAUUUA
Molecule: messenger RNA, 2044 nt
Organism: Acipenser ruthenus (sterlet)
Lineage: Eukaryota; Metazoa; Chordata; Actinopteri; Acipenseriformes; Acipenseridae
Product: protein DGCR6-like
Exons: 5
Coding region: 647-1249 (200 amino acids)
Source: RefSeq, a predicted model, not a curated record